Messenger RNA from Colletotrichum spaethianum, 4569 nucleotides. Its product is annotated as lysophospholipase NTE1. Gene Ontology annotation, biological process: lipid metabolic process. Gene Ontology annotation, molecular function: phosphatidylcholine lysophospholipase A1 activity. Gene Ontology annotation, cellular component: endoplasmic reticulum. NCBI's taxonomy places the organism in Eukaryota, Fungi, Ascomycota, Sordariomycetes, Glomerellales, Glomerellaceae. The record is from RefSeq and is a predicted model, not a curated record. The transcript is spliced from 3 exons. Bases 1 to 4569 code for a protein of 1522 amino acids.
AUGUCGUCGUCCGACAUUUCGAGUGCCGCUCACGCGGUGUCAGAGAGCUUGUCGGCAACGAUGAAAGCUUCUCCCGAUGCCCUGCCGUCCGCAUUCACGCGCGCGCAGGAGGUCGUCGCGGCCCAGGGGUCGUCUAGUUGGUUGGGUCUGUUUGGCAGGUUGAUCCUCGCCAUUCUGUCUCUGAUUUCCUCGAUCCUUUACUGGGCCAUACGGAUUGUUACCAUUACGAUUCCGACCCUCCUCUUCACCUUGUUCUCAACAAGCUGGACUGUAACGAUGAACGCCACUACCUUAAUGGUUAUUGUGGUCGCCAUCAUAUCCGCCGUCAGUUGGGUGGUGCGAUACCGCAUCCUUAACAUGUACUCCCGACUCCCACCGGAGCCUCAGAGAAAGGAGCCUGACGUUGACCUGUUUCCCGACACACAUGAUGAGGGCAAGAAGUCUGGUCUGUCGAGCUACUUGGACGAGUUCCUUAGUGCCAUCAAGAUCUUUGGCUACCUGGAACGACAGGUCUUCCACGAGCUGACGAGGAGCAUGCAGACUCGUAAGCUCAUCGCUGGCGAGACCUUCAACCUGGAAGAGGAGAAGGGGUUUUGUAUUGUCGUCGACGGUCUAGUGGAAAUCUUUGUCAAAUCUGGCCGAAAUGCCAGAGCAAUGGACCCAGACCCCUGCGACAAUUAUGGAGCUGAUUCGGCCUAUCACGGGGAGGAGGAGGACAUGUCACCUCAUGGGCAGCAGAGAUACCAACUUCUCACCGAAGUUCGCAACGGAGCUCCCAUGUCUUCUCUGUUCUCCAUCAUGUCUCUCUUCACAGAGGAUGUCAAGCUUCGGUCAACGGAUGACGAUACUCCUGAGCCCACGUCUGGCAGCGCUGGGUUGAGAACAUCCCCGUUCCCACGCAAUGCUGGUUUCCGCCGUAUGCCUUCAGAUCCCGCUAGCCCAUUCCCUGCCACUCCAGAGUUUCCAGAGAGUGUGGAAGAGAGGACCAGUGUACGGAUCGAAGAGCCUCCAAAACGGGCUGCCACGCCCAACUUGCCUGGCAGCGCAAGGAUUCCGCCCAUUUCUCUUGACAACUCUGGAAGCGCUCGUGUACCCAAGCGUCCUUCGCUUCAGAGUCGGGCGACAUCUGGCUCAGCUCAUCCAGACAUUAUUGCCAGAGCGACGGUUGACACGACCAUCGCCAUCAUUCCAGCCAGCGCCUUCCGCCGCCUGACUAAGGUCUACCCCAAAGCAACUUCACACAUCGUCCAGGUCAUUCUUUCUCGCUUCCAAAGAGUCACCUUGGCGACGGCCUACAACUACUUGGGGCUCACUGGCGAAGUUUUGCAGACCGAGAAAAACAUGCUGUCCUUCACCACCUGCCAGUUGCCCAACAUGCUCCGAGGUGAUGCUCUACAGCGCCUGAAGGAGAAAUUCGAUCGGGAACGGGAGAGAGUUGGCGGUGAUUCUGAGAGCAAGGGUAUUGCGCUUCACAACGCCAAUGCUCAUCGUCGUCGCAAGUCAACGACAACUCUCCGAAAGGAUGCCAUGAUCCACUCCAUGGCUACCAAGGAGAGGUCCUUUUCUCAGGUUGCGACAACAAUCGCGCCACCAAGGGAGAGAGCUUCUACGCAUACAAGCCCUGGCGAUCUUUUGGCCAACAUUCAAUCCGCUCGAUACGGCGAUCAUCAACCGUCAGGCGCGAGCAGUGUCCAACUUGAGCAAGUCGCUGAUGCUCUUCGUCACGAAGGAGCUAGUCCUCUCGCCCAGCGCUCCUUCAAUCCCUUCACGACCCAAAGACACUCUCGGGUAUCAGUUGACGGCAGAGAAUCUCUGGAUGAAGACAAUCUGUUCCGUCAGUCAAUUCUUGAAUGCAUGUUCAAGGCGAUCGGUCUCAGCAGCAAUGGCAGUGUCUCACGUGAAGCCGAGUCUGUUGAAGGCUCUCCUCGGCUCUUCUCCUACGACCAAAGACGACCAAGACCGGGUUUUGGCAACAACGCAUUCGGCCUCAUGGGGCCUUUCGACGCCUCUGGCGAUGGCGAUACGGAGUCUAUGACUUCUGGCGGAUUCACCUUGAAUACACCACCCAACGCUCAUAUUCUUGCAAAUGACAUGAAGGAUGACGUGGAGAUCGUCUUCUUCCCCAAGGGAUCGGUCUUGGUCGAGCAAGGCGAGCGCAACCCUGGUCUUUACUACGUGGUUGAUGGAUUCCUCGACAUCUGCACUUCCAAGGAGGAUUCCUCGGCAGACAUCUUGCAGUCUUCGAGCAGAACAUCGCUGCACACGGACUACGUGGGCGUGGAUGGCUCUCCCGGAUUCUCACCAGAAAACAUGGACACGAAAAAGAAGAAGCCAUACCGUCGCGGUGUAUCACUCAUCAAACCUGGCGGUCUUGCAGGAUAUGUCGGCACUGUGUCAUCCUACCGAUCUUUCAUUGACGUGGUGGCUAAGACGGAUGUCUACGUUGGAUUCCUCCCACGAUCGGCUCUGGAACGGAUUGUUGAUCGCUAUCCUAUUGUCUUGCUCACAAUGGCCAAAAGGUUGACCAGUCUCCUGCCGCGUCUCAUUAUGCACAUUGACUUUGCUCUGGAUUGGGAGCAGGUUGAUGCCGGCCAAGUACUUUUCCACGAAGGUGAAGAGAGCGAGGCCAUCCACAUCGUCCUCAACGGUCGACUGCGUCUCGUCCAGGACAGGAAGGAUGGCGGCGUGAGUGUCCGAGCUGAAUUUGGUCAAGGCGAGAGCGUUGGCGAGCUGGAGGUCUUGACCGAGUCUGUCAGACCUGGCACGCUUCACGCCAUCCGGCAAACUGAGUUGGUCAAGUUUCCGCGCACACUCUUCAACAGCCUGGCUCAGGAGCAUCCGAAUAUUACAAUCAAGAUUUCCAAGAUCAUUGCGUCGCGCAUGAGGAAUCUUGUAGACGACCCUUCACAGCUCCUUUCUAAGGAGGCGGGCAACACCAACACCAUCACCAAGGGUUCUUCUUCCCUCAAUCUGAGGACAGUCGCCAUCUUGCCUGUCACUUCGGGUGUUCCUGUGGUGGAGUUCGGCAACCGCCUGAUGAACGCUCUGGCUCAGGUCGGCCCUGCAAACGGUGCCACCUCUCUCAACCAGUCCGCAAUUCUCAACCACCUCGGCAAACAUGCCUUUAACAAGAUGGGCAAGCUCAAGCUUUCCCAAUACUUGGCUGAUCUGGAAGAGAAGUACGGUCUGGUUGUCUAUGUCGCAGAUACCAAUGUCAACUCCCCGUGGACUCAGACGUGCAUCACCCAAGCUGAUUGCAUCCUCCUUGUGGGACUUGCUGAGGGCUCCCCUGAGAUUGGCGAGUACGAGCGCUUCAUGUUGGGGAUGAAGUCAACAGCAAGGAAGCUCCUCGUUCUUCUUCAUUCUGAGAGAUACUCUCAAUCGGGCUUAACCAGAGCUUGGCUGAGGAACCGUAUGUGGAUUAAUGGCGGGCAUUAUCACGUUCAAAUGCCACUCGGACCGAACAUUAUGCCUGUGCAUCCAACCUCCAAGAGGACUAGUACCACCUUGAAAGAGAGAGUCCAGAUCAUCCAGGCGGAGAUUCAGAAGUACACUUCAAGGAAGACACGGCACAGCCCUUUCUACUCCCCGGACGCACCUUUCAAGGGUGACUUUCAUCGCCUGGCCAGACGCCUCUGCGGCAAGUCUGUUGGACUGGUACUUGGUGGAGGCGGAGCCCGAGGCAUCACUCAGAUCGGCAUCAUCCAGGCCAUGGAAGAGGCCGGUAUCCCUAUUGAUGUCGUGGGUGGAACUUCGAUCGGAUCCUUCAUAGGUGCUUUGUACGCUCGCCAUGCCGAUAUUGUUCCAAUCUUCGGUCUUGCCAAGAAGUUCUCGGGCCGCAUGGCCAGUAUGUGGCGUUUCGCACUGGAUCUUACGUACCCAACUGCGUCGUACACUACAGGUCAUGAGUUCAACCGUGGCAUCUUCAAGACAUUCGGCAAGACCCAGAUCGAGGACUUCUGGCUCGAGUACUACUGCAACACCACAAACAUCAGCAAGAGUCGAAUUGAAUACCACACCAGCGGCUACGCAUGGCGAUACAUCAGAGCGUCCAUGUCUCUGGCUGGCCUACUCCCACCACUAUGCGACGAAGGCAGCAUGCUUUUGGAUGGUGGCUACAUCGACAACCUGACUGUCUCACAUAUGAAGAGACUGGGGGUGGAUACCAUCUUCGCUGUGGAUGUCGGUUCUCUUGAUGAUGACACCCCGCAGGCGUAUGGUGAUUCGCUGUCGGGUGUGUGGGCAUUUUGGAACAGGUGGAACCCUUUUUCGGGAACGCCCAAUCCUCCGACGCUGGCGGAGAUCCAGGCUAGACUGGCCUACGUGUCUAGCGUCGACGCCCUGGAAAGGGCAAAGACAAUGCCUGGCUGCUUUUAUAUGCGGCCGCCGAUCGAUGAUUAUGGUACGCUCGAAUUUGGCAAGUUUGACGAGCUAUACCAGAUGGGAUACAAAUAUGGGCAGGACUUCCUACAGAAGCUGAGAGAUGGCGGUGCAUUGCCUUUCAUGGAGGAGACCGAGGCCAAGAAGGCGAUGCGGAGGACCAUGGCGCCCAGAAGAGCCAGCAUCUAG